AAAAAUACAGCACAAUAGCCAAGGCCCAAGCCAAAAUCGUCAUUACGUAUUUGCAUACUAACCACAACUGAUGGAAGAAGUCAUUGUUAUUAUUAUUUAGUAGUGUUUCUUGAUAUCAUUUAUCACACACACAUAUUUUAUAUUAUUACGUCCUUGGAUGAUUUCACGUGGUGCCGCUUGAUAACGUUGUAUAAAAUGAUAACAAAUUGAUAUUUCAGAUUUCGAAUUAUUCGCUUAUGAUUAUUGAUUUUAGUAAUUUUGUUAUUUAUUCUAAUCCAUUGACAUAAUGAAAAAUCUCAAACUACUUAAAUCGCGAUCGAUUUGUGUCGAUCAACUAAAGGGAGCAAAUUCUGUGUUGAUUAUCAACAACGGUGAGCUUUGUUAUUCGACGGAUCAAGCAGUUUGGCGUAUAAAUGUAGGCGAUCAACCGCACCUAGUCAUAGACUUGAAAACAACUGAAACAUAUAAGGCCCAAGACGUGAAAAUAGUAUGUUACAUAUACAACCCACCGUGGGAUUCUUUUCUGGUCAGUUGUUCGAAUGGAGACGUAAUUUUGAUACAAGAAAACAUUGUAGAAAUAGCAUACAACUGUGAACAGCCUGCCAAUCAUUUAAUGUGCAGUCCUGAUUAUGAACGUUUCGUUUUAAUAUCGGAAAAUGGUCAAGUUACAGUCGUAACCGAAUGUUUUGAUGUCUUAAACAACUUCAAUGUGAAAGAAAUCUUGUUGACGGAGCAGCAACUGGUAAAUGUUGGCUGGGGUAAAAAAGAAACACAGUUUCAUGGCUCUGAGGGUAAAAAUAAAAGAAUUGUCAAGGAAAUUGUUGGUGAUGGCAUAGAUGCUGACAAUGCAAUAAAUAUUUGUUGGAGACCCGAUAGUAUGUUUUUUGCUGUUGGAUAUUUUAAUACGACAAAUAAUUUAAGAACAAUUAAAAUCUUUAAUAGAGAUGGCAUUCUUCAAUACAUAAGCGAGCCUCUUCCUGGUAUAAAAGCAGUGUUGAGUUGGAAAACUUCUAAAGAUCUUAUGUCUUUUCCCCAACAAACUGAUGAAAAAUACCUGAUAAGUUUUAUGGAGAAAAAUGGACUGAAACAUGGAGAGUUUGUCAUACCUUCUGAACUUGAAGUCAAUCAGAUAUUGUGGAACCAUGAUUCUUCAAUAAUGUGUCUUCAUUGUGAAUACUCAGGAAAAAUAGAUUGCCUAUUAAUGCUAACUUGCACAAACUAUCAAUGGCAAAUUAAAAAAUGGAUGACGUUUAAACACAAAAUAAUUGCUGCAAAAUGGUUGCCCACUAAUAACUUACAAUUAAUUACCGUAAAUGGAGUUACAACGAUGUUACAUUGGAUAGAAACAUUAAGUACAUCGAGUUCUGGAACGCUAGAUUGGGUAGCUGUUAUUGAUCACUGUUCAAUUUUGCUAACUCCGUUUAAAGAAGUCAUUAUACCACCUCCUAUGUAUCAUUUAAAACUGACUUUAGAUAAACCUAUUGAUUCUGUAUUGUUUUUGCCACAUAACUUGAGAAAAAACGGCAAUAAUAUUUGUGUUGUCUGCAAUGAUAGAAGUAUUCAUUUUUAUGAAUAUAAAAAAGAGUUCAUGAAAAAAAUUUCGGUCAAUAAUAUCACAGACACAGUUGGGCUGAUUGAUCAUUGGUUUUGGUAUGAUGAAAAUACGCUGCUUUUUAGUCUGUCUGAACUUAGUGAUAUUCAUCACAUAUGUAUAUUGGUGUUCGAUGCUGAUAAUAAAAAUAUAACAAAACAUACUGUAUGCCAGCCGGUUAUCGGUGUUACUAAUCAUACACGCGGGGCUCUUGUACAGCUGUCUGACGGAGAUGUGUUAUUGUGGAAUGCCAUGACAAACAAAAUUGAACCUUAUGCUAGUUUGCCUGAAGAAUGCACUUGUAUUCGUGUGAUGGAAGACAAAAUCUACGCUCUUGGUGUUUCCAAAAGACUGUUUGAAAACGACAAAGUGAUUUUGAACAAUAUUGAGUCGUUUUGUUUGCGUUAUCCGUUUGUCUUGGCUGUCACUUUAAAUCAAAGACUUAUCGCUUACAACAUUAAUCCAUCCAAGGACGAUAACGACGAAUAUCAACGACGAGUAGAAACAGGAUCGACAAUAAUAAUUGUUACGGGCAAUUCAGUCAUUCUACAACUUCCUAGAGGAAAUUUAGAAACAAUUAGGCCGAGACCAUUAACGAUUUUGUCGGCUAUUAAUUUUAUUGUCGAGCGAAAAUAUUUAAUGGCAUUUGAAUUGUUACGCAAAGAACGUAUCAACUUAAACGUGCUAUGUGAUCUUGAUCCUGCAAAAUUUAUUAAGGACCUGAGUGAAUUUAUUAACCAAGUAAAAGAUUCGUCUUGGAUCAGUUUGUUUAUUACCGAGUUGGAAAAUAAAAAUUACUUAAACACUGUAUACGCUUCUCAAUUCCAAGAAAACAAAGUGAAAGAAUUAGAUAAUAAGGUGCAUAUGGUGUGUUCUCGUUUGAUAGAUAUACUGAACGAAAAGGACAAAGAAAAAUAUGCAUUUCCAUUACUUGGGUGUUAUGUAAAACUUAAAAAGUUCGAUUUGGCGCUAAAUCUAGCCUCGUUGAACAAUGUCUACUUAAAACAUUUAUUAUUUUUAGUAGACGUAGAUAAAUUAUACAAAGCAUCGCUCGCUGAGUAUAAUUUGGAAAUGGCCAUGCAAAUUAUUAAUAAUUCUCAACUUGAUCCAAAAGAAUAUGUACCGUUUUUAAGAGAAUUAGAAAAAAUGAAUAACCAUUUCAUGAGAUUUACAAUCGAAGAUAAGUUAGGUAAUAAAAUUAAAGCCUUGAAUAACUUAGUGCAGUGCGAAGACAACUACAAACAAUGCUUGGCGUAUAUUAUUGAUAAUAAUUUAUAUACACAUGCGUUGACUCUCUAUAACCAAAAUCAAGACGAAUACAAAUUAAUUGCAACACACUAUGGUGAUUUACUCUACUCCAAAAUGGAUUACAAACAAGCGGCUUUAGUCUAUAGCUACAGUACAGAACGAAAAAAAGCGAUUUCAUCUUACUUAAAAGCCGGAUUUUGGAAAGAAGCAUUAGAAUUAUGUUAUAAAUUAAACUACGAUGAUACGGGUAAAAGUGAAGUAAAAAAAACAAUAAUUUCAAUGCUGUCGUCCACGCAGCGUUACCGAGAGGCUGCAGAUUUUGCGGAACUUGAAUUGAAAGAUACCAAAUUAGCUGUGGAUUAUUGUAUUAAAGCUCAAGAUUAUGUGCACGCUCUGUACUUGGCACAAUCCAGAUUAAUACUUGAUACAAAUCUAGAAAACCAAAUUAAAUCGGCAUGUGUUACGACUGCACUGAAUUUAAUUAAUGAUAUAAUAUUACAACAUGAAAAUUUCAACACACAUAUCAAGCGUUUAGUGGAAGUUCGUAAAGAAAAAUCCAUUGAACCAUCAGACUACGAUAAUUUAAAUGACACAAAUUCAGAGAUAAGUAGUGUAUCUUCGUAUCGCACAUCUAGCACACGAACUAGCUGUAGAAGUGCGAAGAAACAACAACGUAAAAUGUGGAAUUUAAAGAUAGGUAAUUUUAGGGAAGAACCAACUCUAGUCUUGACGUUAAAACAAAUAAUUGAAAAAACUGAAAAAUAUAAAGAUGAAGUUAAAAAUGUUUGCUUUCUGCUGUUAAAAUUAAAUGAAUAUAGUAUUAGUCACUCGCUUCAAAUAACUUUAGAUUCAUUUUUGACUUGUGUACUUGACAAGAAGUCUAUAAUAUGGCCAAUAUUUAAUGAAACUGAACAAGUUUAUGAAGAUGCAAUACUUCUAUGUCCUUUGAAAAUAGUAGCCGACAAAAAUUGGAAAUUAUCAGUAUUAGAAUAAUAUAUGUCAUUAAUACACAAAUCAGUUAUUUAAAACAAUUUUAUAUAAAAUUUAAUAUUGAGUGUUAUUAUAUAAGUUUAUUGUUUUUAACCCUAGCUCUUAGCGGAAUACUGACAAGUAACAAUACAAUUUGAAAGAUAAAUAUACCUCAGGGCUCAGAUUAGAUAAAUUUUCAUCUAUUCUGUGGCUAUUUUAUAUUA
Messenger RNA from Adelges cooleyi (spruce gall adelgid), 4032 nucleotides. It is a transcript of the gene Elp1, whose product is annotated as elongator complex protein 1. NCBI's taxonomy places the organism in Eukaryota, Metazoa, Arthropoda, Insecta, Hemiptera, Adelgidae. The transcript has 17 exons. The record is from RefSeq and is a predicted model, not a curated record. Gene Ontology annotation, cellular component: elongator holoenzyme complex; cytosol. Gene Ontology annotation, molecular function: tRNA binding. Bases 287 to 3832 code for a protein of 1181 amino acids. Gene Ontology annotation, biological process: tRNA wobble base 5-methoxycarbonylmethyl-2-thiouridinylation.